This is a messenger RNA of Miscanthus lutarioriparius, 411 nucleotides long. The record is from the annotation of a GenBank genome assembly. Lineage: Eukaryota; Viridiplantae; Streptophyta; Magnoliopsida; Poales; Poaceae.
AUGUUCGCGACGGCAGCGCGGUGGGCGGCCAAGAAGGGGAAGCCCAAGAUGGCGCCGAUCGAGCUGACAGCGCCGCCGGAGCAGGCGCAGUCCAUCACGCGCGCCAUCUUCGACGUCGUCCGGGAGCACGGCCCGCUCACCAUCUCCGACGUCUGGGACCACGUCAAGGAUGUCGGGCUUCGAGGUCUGACAAGUAAGAGGCAGAUGAAGAUCAUGCUGAGGUGGAUGAGGGAGCGCCAGAAGCUAAGGCUCAUCUGCGACCACGACGGCCCGCACAAGCAGUUCCUCUACACCACCUGGUUCACCAACCCCAGGAACGCGCCGCAGAGGCCCAAGCCGGAGCUCAAGGCCAAAGCGGAGACGCUCCCCACCUUCCCUUCCCUUCUAAGCAACCGUGACAAGCAACCUUGA